Molecule: messenger RNA, 450 nt
Organism: Prorocentrum cordatum
Lineage: Eukaryota; Dinophyceae; Prorocentrales; Prorocentraceae
Source: the annotation of a GenBank genome assembly
AUGUGGACGCGCGCCCAUGCCCGCCACCUCCUCGGCGCGGGCCUCCCUGUGGCCGCCGCUCCCUGGCUCCUGCGCGCGGGAGUGCUCUGUGCCAUCGCGUGGGGCUUCAGGCAGGCUUGCCGAGGGUCGGUUAAUUAUCGGGACGAGUUUCAGGAUACAGCGGAUCGGGGUCAGGUCCUCGAGACCGUGCUGCAGCCCGAAGAACGAAAAAUCAGAGACGAGGAGUACCAUGACUUGACGUGGGAUCAAAUGCGCCUCAGACUGGGCUUCCGGCGCAAGGGUUUGGCCAUGGUUCUGUGCGUUGUGCGAUUGAUUUUGUUGCACUGGUUGCAGGCCUUCUUUUACUGGCUGGCACUUUGGGCGUUCUACGACGUCAUCGGCAAAUGGCAGUUCGGGCUGGGCUUCUGCGUCGCCAUCCGGGAAGGCAUCUAUCCAUGGAUUUCGUGCUGA